Molecule: messenger RNA, 942 nt
Organism: Rana temporaria (common frog)
Lineage: Eukaryota; Metazoa; Chordata; Amphibia; Anura; Ranidae
Product: taste receptor type 2 member 4-like
Exons: 1
Coding region: 1-942 (313 amino acids)
Biological process (GO): G protein-coupled receptor signaling pathway; detection of chemical stimulus involved in sensory perception of bitter taste; sensory perception of taste
Cellular component (GO): membrane
Molecular function (GO): G protein-coupled receptor activity; bitter taste receptor activity
Source: RefSeq, a predicted model, not a curated record
AUGAAUCCUGGAGGUUACAUUCAAAACCACGUGCCUUUUUUUACAAUUGCAGUUCUAGCUCUAGAGAUGAGCACCGGUGUGUUAAUGAACGCAUUUAUCAUAUUUGCAGUUUAUCUGGAUUUUUUGAAAACAAAAACGGUGAGCAGUAGCUACAAAAUCUUGCUGUGUGUGGCCAUCUCCAAUGUGUGCUUCGGUAUCUUGAUGUCUCUUGCUUUGCUUGAUUAUUUCUGCAGCCUUGGAAUCUUCCAAACUAUUAAUACCACUUAUAUUUAUCUCUACCUGUUGCUUUUUACCAUGACUUCAUGUGGGUGGCUUUCAGCCAGUCUGGGCUUCUUCUAUUUCAUAAAGAUAUCUGAUUUUAAGUCAGGCUGUUUCUCUUGGAUGAAGACGAAUAUUAGUUCAAUUGUCCCCAGGAUGUUAUUGGGGGCUGUAAUGGUGUCUCUCUUCAACAGUCUUCUAAGCAACGUGUUCUUUAUUUUCUCUCCGGCACUGUCUGGUAAUACCACUGAUUACUCUCCAUCUAUGGUCUCCAUACUUUCACAGUCAAGCACAACAUUUGUCAACGCUGUCAUCAUUGCUACUGUUCUUCCCUUCUUGGUGGUGUUCACCACGACUUUGUUUACUCUUGUGGCAUUGAAGAAACACAGAAAGAGAAUGAUGAAUGUUCAAACGUCGGGCAGUGAGCACGCGAGGUCCUACGAGAAUGUUGUGCUCCGGAUGACACAUUACUUGCUUUUCUACGUAAUAUUUUAUGUUGUGAUGUCCAUCGUCUAUUUUGUGGUCAUUAUAUGGGUAGAGUCAGGAUUCUGGUUUUUGCUUCUUCUUCUAAACUCCUUCACCCCGGUGCAGUCAACCCUCCUUGUUCUUGCUAACCCCAGACUGAAGGCUGCCUGGGAGGAAAUAUUCUUGUGUGCUCAUCUUCAAGAAAUGUUUUCAACCUAA